CUUCUUUUCUUCCCAAAUCUCCCCCUUUUUUUUUUUUUUUUUUGUGUGUGUGUCAUUGUUGAGUUUAACGAAGGAGGGUCUUAAAAAACUCCGCCCCAAAAAAUGUUUGCUCGACUCGCGUCCCAGCGGCUACUCGAGAUCCGUCUAGCUUUCCGUCAAUCUGCUCAGGCGUAUCGAUCCUUCUCCACUGCCUUGAACUAUCACAUUGAUAGCUCAGAUAACAAUCCCGACCUUCCAUGGGAAUUUUCCCAGGCAAACAAAGAAAAGGUCAAGCAGAUAUUGUCUCAUUAUCCAUCCAACUACAAACAAUCUGCGGUUAUUCCUUUGCUAGAUCUUGCACAGCAGCAGCAAGGAGGGUGGCUUCCUGUUUCAGCCAUGAAUGCAGUGGCGAAGGUUAUAGAAGUUGCUCCUAUUCGUGUAUAUGAGGUUGCAACAUUUUAUUCAAUGUUCAACCGGUCAAAGGUUGGCAAGUAUCAUCUAUUGGUUUGUGGCACAACACCUUGUAUGAUACGUGGUUCACGGGAAAUUGAAGAAGCCUUAUUGAAACACUUGGGGGUUAAGCGCAAUGAGGUAACAAAGGAUGGUUUAUUCUCAGUUGGAGAAAUGGAAUGUAUGGGAUGUUGUGUGAAUGCUCCUAUGAUCACUGUUGCUGAUUACUUAAAUGGAUCUGAAGGAUAUACGUAUGAUUACUAUGAAGAUGUUUCUCCACAACGAGUUGUUGAGAUAGUUGAGAUGUUAAGAAGGGGAGAGAAGCCACCACCUGGCACUCAAAAUCCUAAACGUAUCAAGAGUGGACCUGAAGGUGGAAAUACCACUUUGCUAAGUGAUCCAAAACCUCCCCCAUGUCGAGAUCUUGAUGCCUGCUGAAGCUAACAUGCCAAUGCUGUCUCUAAUAAUGCAAAGCUUGGAUGUUGCCACUUUGGCAGGCAUCUCUGGGUUAUAUAUUCUUGUUGAAGUUUUUAAGCUCAAGCAACCCUUUUUUCUUUUUAUUCUCUGCCUAUGACAUUUGUUGAAUUUUCCAUCCAAUUUCAACUUUGGUACAAGUUACGAGAUGACUCAGGUUGCUUUAUCGCCUGAUGAUUGAUGUCAAUGUUUCGGACAAAACCUUUAAUGGAAUCAAGCCAUAAUUGUGGCAUUGGAAUUCCUUAAUGUUUCUUGA
Molecule: messenger RNA, 1159 nt
Organism: Durio zibethinus
Lineage: Eukaryota; Viridiplantae; Streptophyta; Magnoliopsida; Malvales; Malvaceae
Product: NADH dehydrogenase [ubiquinone] flavoprotein 2, mitochondrial-like
Biological process (GO): mitochondrial electron transport, NADH to ubiquinone
Cellular component (GO): respiratory chain complex I
Molecular function (GO): NADH dehydrogenase activity
Source: RefSeq, a predicted model, not a curated record